CGCGUGCGCUGCUUAGCGCGAGCCUGGCAGCGACUGAGGCGGCGGUAGCGGCGGCGGCGCGCGGGCGCUCGCCAUGGAGUCCUACGACGUGAUCGCGAACCAGCCGGUGGUAAUUGAUAACGGUUCUGGCAUGAUUAAAGCUGGCUUUGCAGGUGAUCAAAUACCCAAGUACUGUUUCCCAAACUAUGUGGGCAGACCAAAGCAUGUUCGUGUUAUGGCUGGAGCUUUGGAAGGUGACAUUUUCAUAGGCCCAAAAGCAGAGGAGCACAGAGGCCUUCUUUCCAUACGCUACCCCAUGGAACAUGGCAUUGUGAAGGACUGGAAUGACAUGGAACGCAUUUGGCAGUAUGUGUAUUCCAAAGACCAACUCCAGACCUUCUCAGAAGAGCAUCCUGUUCUCCUAACAGAGGCUCCACUAAACCCACGUAAGAACCGUGAACGAGCAGCUGAAGUUUUCUUUGAGACCUUUAAUGUGCCAGCCUUGUUCAUCUCCAUGCAAGCUGUGCUUAGCCUUUAUGCGACUGGGCGAACCACAGGAGUGGUGUUGGACUCUGGAGAUGGGGUCACACAUGCUGUACCUAUUUAUGAAGGGUUUGCCAUGCCCCACUCUAUUAUGCGGAUCGACAUAGCUGGCCGUGAUGUCUCCCGUUUCCUUCGUCUGUAUCUCCGGAAGGAAGGCUAUGACUUCCAUACAACUUCUGAAUUUGAGAUCGUCAAAACUAUAAAAGAGCGGGCUUGUUACCUGUCAAUAAACCCACAGAAGGAUGAGACAUUAGAAACUGAAAAAGCUCAGUAUUACCUUCCAGAUGGAAGCACCAUUGAGAUUGGCCCAGCUCGAUUUCGGGCCCCGGAGUUGCUAUUCCGUCCAGAUCUGAUUGGGGAAGAGUGUGAGGGACUGCACGAAGUGUUGGUUUUUGCAAUUCAAAAAUCUGACAUGGACUUGAGGCGAACACUUUUCUCCAACAUUGUCCUGUCUGGAGGCUCAACACUCUUCAAAGGUUUUGGUGAUAGGCUUCUUAGUGAAGUGAAGAAACUGGCCCCCAAGGACGUCAAAAUCAGGAUAUCUGCUCCUCAGGAGAGACUGUAUUCUACAUGGAUUGGAGGCUCCAUCCUGGCUUCACUGGAUACAUUUAAGAAAAUGUGGGUUUCCAAGAAAGAAUAUGAGGAAGAUAGUUCCCGGGCAAUCCAUCGAAAAACCUUCUAGUCUGGGAGCAUUCUGCGAUCUCCUUGGAGAUUCUUUCUUUUCCUCAACUCGCUUUUUUGAGUGUCUGAGGAGCUCCCCCUGUGUGUGUAUGUGUAUCGGUAGGUGGGUGCCAGCGUGCGCUAGACUUUCCCAGAGCAAAUGGGAAGGCUAGGAUUUUGACUUGACUAUUGAUUGGUCUUGUGAGAGGCAGAUGAACAAUGGGAAUGAACCUGUUGGAGAGAUUGGUUCCUUUUUCACUUGAUCUCUGGAUUUUUGAGACUACAUUUGUGUCAUUGAGGACAGAUAGUAUGGCUUAGAAACCAAACAGGUUAGUGGAAUGGAAAUGAAUGUGUGGUAAACCAGCCCAUGUUCGGGCAGCAAACACAAGGUCUGAGUCAGAACACGGACCAGGUUGAAGUUGUGAAGGUCAUCACAGAAAUUUGGAGCAUAGAAAUUGAUGAUUAGCUAGUUUCUUCUCAGUUGCUCAGCAGUUGUUUUUUAGAUGGCCAAUUCAUAUUCACUCUCCCUUUCUAUUUUUUAAAAAAACGCAACACACAAAAGAAAAUAAGCACAUUCUAAGCUGUUAUAAGCCCAGUACGUCUGUGUGUAUGUGUAUGUAUAAAAAUCCUUAGGCUGGUGUGUGAGAAUCUGAACCAUGACAAGACAGUUGGAGCAGUUAAUUUUAGGAACUAGUUUGUAAUGCAUGGUGUAGAACAAUAACAUCUUCCUUUAUUCUAUUCUAGACCGUCCUCAUCUUGCAACCUUGUAGUGAGGCAGUCACCUGUCGUACAGUCAAGUACCCAGGGCAUAUUAAGACCCAUUCUCUUCUUCAUCUGCCCACCACUGUUUCCUUCCCCAUUAUUCUAAAGGUUUACAAUGUUGACUUUCUCUGAAAGCUAAAGGCUUUAUGCCCACAUCAUAACCACUACUGUAGGGGCCGGUUAUCCAUGCUUGCUGGGAAGCUGCAUAACUGUUUUUAGUAUUAACUUUAUUUAUUGAAAAGUUUUGAUGGUAUCUGAACUACUAAUUGGGACCUAGGGUUUGUUCCCCUGCCUUUCUGUUCCGCUAUACUAUGUUUUCCAUUGCUUAUCAUUAGCAUUGACAUUUUAACAGUGUACUUACUUUGUACAGUUGGGUUAGCCCUGUAACCAUCCCCACUCCUUGAAGUGGUUGUUUUCAUGAAUGCACCGCAUGAGGGAACAAUAAACUCCAUUAGAAUAUGUUGAGAAUUGAGUAGUAAGCUCCAGAGAGAAGCUGUAAUUCUGACAUUGUGUUAAUCCCUUUCAGCUGCUUCUGUACUGUUACAGAAAGGAAAAAUAGUUUACUUUGAAAUGUGUUUGUGUUUCUUGAUUUUUUUUAUUAUUUUUUUUAUUUUUUGAUUUUUUGAUUUAUUUUUUUUACAAAAAAUACAUUUUGGUGCUUCUUAUUUUUCAAUUUUUAAAACAUUUAUUUGUUAAUGCUGCUGCUGAAGACCAAAUAUUUUACAUCCUUGGCCACUUAAGUAUUAGAAGACAAGGCAGCAGGAAAUGAGCCUUAUGUCUGCCAGUAGCCAAAUGAUGGAAGAGAAACUGCAAUAGGAAGUGAGAGCUGAGGGACUCGAGUUGCCCAAGAUGAUGGAGGCAAAAUCUUGUCUUGUUCACUGCUGGUGAUGUAUUUUGAAUGUGGUCCAAUUGUGUUUUGGAUACAAGCCUUUUUGUUUGGCUCUUAGGUCAACAUUCUCAGAAAACAUUUUUAGGACUAGAGUAUGCAAGUUGCUUCUGUUACAGGUUUCAAGCAGCAGGAACUGUGCCUCACCAAAAGUGGGAAAAUUAUGUCUCAUGCUCACUUCCCUGCAGAAUGGAGAAUGGUUAGGUAGUUAAAAUUCAGUGUAAUCUUAUGCAUUAUGCAAUAUGCCUAUAGUAUUAAAAAGAGCAACAAAGAAACAGUAUUAAUUCAUGCAAAUGAACAUGUGAGACAUCAGCUCCACCUGUGUAAGCUUUCCUGUGUCACUUCCGAAUGUAAUAGCAGAUGUACUUCUGGUGAAUUUUGUAGGGUUAAAAAACCUGACAUAGGCGCGUUACAGACCGCCAAAAGGGUGGUCUGCCACUGCCCUUGUUUGCUGCAUGAAGGAGCUGUAGCGGACAAACCGCUCAGCUCCUCCACGCAGCAAAAAGAACCCGCAAAAAGCAGGUUCUUCUUGCGGCGCAGUUAUGAUGCCGCAAGGCGCCAAUGGCGUCACAACUGCACUGCGACAUGCAGACACUAGGCGUCCGUCACGUCAAAAUGGCGGCGCCCAUCUGUAUAGAGUGCCGCCAUUUUGAUGCCCUCGUCACGUGCGAGGGGUGAGGGCCGUCUCAAAGUGCAGCCCCUCGCACAUGACAACGGCGCUUGUAUGGGCCCGUCUCUAAUGCGCCAUAGCUUGGCAAAAAAGUUCAAUACUCUUGGCUAUCUUGUUGUUUUGGGGGUAUAAGAGGGUAUUGGAAGAGCUUGCUACUUCCAUGGGGAUUUCCUUCCCUUGCCUUCAGACAGAGUAGUAAUGUUCUUUUGAUUAACAUUGAUUAGAAUCUAAACAUUUCAUUUUCUUCAGUUAUAAAGAAUAUUAUCCGUGGGUGCAUUGCAAUAUUUCCUUAAACAGGAGUUUCAAGAGUUUUGCUUGUCUCAGAUGUCCAGGCAGGAAAUGCUAGGGCAUUAUUCACACUAAAUUGUUGUCUUAGGACUUGACCACUAAAAGAUAUCAUAGAGCAAAGUCUGCUUCCUAAGUUACAUAAUUCAUUUUCUGCUACAGAAAAUGGGUUAUGGAAGCACUGUUAGUGAAUAAAAGGCUAUUUUGUAGUAACAUUGUGUAAGACACUGCUACAAGAUAGGAAUAAAAAAAAACCUGUUUUCUCUUUCCCAACUCACUGUAAUAACCUAUUUUCAAUAUUUGCUAUCAUGGGUUUGCUUGACUCAGGCCUGUUACAGACAGGCCAAAAUAAAGCUGCUUCGAGUCACUUUGGAGGUAUGGUAUUUCAAUGAUGCAUG
Molecule: messenger RNA, 4183 nt
Organism: Sceloporus undulatus (fence lizard)
Lineage: Eukaryota; Metazoa; Chordata; Lepidosauria; Squamata; Phrynosomatidae
Gene: ACTR1A
Product: actin related protein 1A
Exons: 11
Coding region: 74-1204 (376 amino acids)
Source: RefSeq, a predicted model, not a curated record